GGCGCGCCAAGCCCUCUUCCACGUGCCGGCCUUUUAAUUGGUGCGACGCGAGAGUCGUAUGCAAAUGAGAAUUGAAGGCCCUGCCCUCGCACCUGAUAGUCGGACUAUUUACUGCUCUUUAGCGCAACUCUCUGCACUGCACUCGCCUGCCUCCAACAUGACUCUCCUCCGCUGGACUUGAGCAAGCAGGAUUUCCGUCUUUUCAAAAAAAAAAAAAAAAACGCCCUUUCUAACGUCUGAUUCACACUUUUUUUCGUACAAGUGGGAGGAAAAAAAAAAGAGUUGUGUUCAAAAUGCCGCGCUCCUUUCUGGUCAAGAAGCACAUCAACUCCGCCAAGAAGCCCAACUACAGCGAGCUGGAGAGUCCAACAGUUCUCAUCAUGCCGCACUUGUACAAGGGCCUCCCGCUUCCCGUCAUCCCCCAGCCGGAAUUCCUGAGCCCGGCCGCGUACAGCCCCAUCACAAUGUGGACCACCAGCAGCCUUCCGCUCUCCCCGCUGUCCGGAUACCCUUCCUCGCUCUCCUCGUCGUCCUCGUCCAAGGACCACAGCGGCUCCGAAAGCCCGCGCAGCGACGACGAGGAGCCCGGCCCGCAACAACCGGACCCGGACAAGUUCCAGUGCGUCCAGUGCGCCAAGUCCUACUCGACCUACUCGGGACUCGUCAAGCAUAAGCAGUUGCACUGCGACGCGCUGCAGGCUCGCAAGUGCUUCACGUGCAAAUACUGCGAGAAGGAGUACGUGAGCCUGGGAGCGCUCAAGAUGCACAUCAGGACUCACACGUUACCUUGCGUGUGCAAAAUCUGCGGCAAAGCCUUUUCCAGGCCUUGGCUGCUGCAAGGACACAUCAGGACGCACACCGGCGAGAAGCCCUUCUCGUGUCCCCACUGCAAGCGGGCGUUCGCCGACCGCUCCAACCUCAGGGCUCACCUGCAGACCCAUUCGGAUGUGAAAAAGUACCAAUGCAAGAACUGCUCCAAAACCUUCUCGCGGAUGUCGCUGCUGCACAAGCACGAGGAAUCCGCCUGCUGCGUAGCACACUGAACACACGGGAUACUGGCUUCCACCACAGCAAGACCUUUUUUUUCAUUUUUUUCUGUUUGUUUGUUUGUUUAGAAAGCAAAUUUCCAAGCCAGCCCGGGAGAUGCGUCAGGGAAUGUUUUUUUUUUUGUUUUUUGCCAGGAUAAGUGUUCAGUGUUGGCGUUUUUGCAAUCGCUUCUUGUUUCAAGCCUAAUGUACUCGCCUACCUGUGCUAUUCAUGCACUUUUUUUUGCAUGUCUACAAGGUCUCCUGUGCCUUCACUUUGCUCGGGCACAUCAAGUAGAAAAGGACACCAUGGGAAUAGCGAAGCCAUUGUGACUUAGGGAACUUGAAUUUUUUUUUUUUUUUUUGCACAGACAUUACAAACAGAUUGCCAGCACUCGCGUAGGGAUCGUUUGUUCCCACCUGUUCAAGUGCCUUCGUUUUUACUCAGCAAUAAUAUGUAUAUUUUUACCUUUUAUAUAUAUUUUUUUAUACUAUAUUGAAUGUAAGCGUGACUGCGAUGAUUGUAUAUUAUAACUGCAAUGCAGGUUUGUUUUCAUACUCUCGUGACACUUUGGGAAAUAAAAGACUCAUGGCA
This is a messenger RNA of Hippocampus comes (tiger tail seahorse), 1620 nucleotides long. It is a transcript of the gene snai2, whose product is annotated as snail family zinc finger 2. The transcript has 3 exons. The record is from RefSeq and is a predicted model, not a curated record. Gene Ontology annotation, biological process: regulation of DNA-templated transcription. Bases 294 to 1043 code for a protein of 249 amino acids. Gene Ontology annotation, molecular function: DNA-binding transcription factor activity, RNA polymerase II-specific; RNA polymerase II cis-regulatory region sequence-specific DNA binding. NCBI's taxonomy places the organism in Eukaryota, Metazoa, Chordata, Actinopteri, Syngnathiformes, Syngnathidae.